AAUAAUAAUAAUAAUUUAGAUCAAGAAAAAAAUGAAAAACUCUUCUUUAGUGUUUUCAGAAAUAUAUUUCUCUUUAACUAUAUUAUGAAGUAUAACAGAGUUUUUAAAUUUAAUAAAUUAACUUCUAAAGGAAAUGGAAAUUCUUUUUUUAUAAAUUCUAAUGGAAACCAAAUCUUUACCAAAAGAGAAAUGCUUAAAAGGUAUCAUUCAAUUAACCCAUUGGUUCAACGUGGUCGUAAUAAUUAUUUAAACAACACAACAAAUCCAAUUAAUAAUAAUAAUAAUAAUAAUAAUAAUAAUGAUAAUGAUAAUAAUGAAGAAGAUGAAGAGCUAAAAAAUAUAGUUAGUUUUCAAAUUAUCAAUUAUAGAGAUCAAGUAGGAUCGGUAUGGAGCAAUAUUAAAAUUCCAUUCAAAUCAGAUUUAUUAAUUAAAUUUUCGUUUGAAAUAACAACCGAAACACAUAAUGGAAACGCUGGUGGUGAUGGUUUUGCAUUAGUAUUUCAAGGUGAAGGAAAUCAUAUUACCACAAGUACAAAUCUUGGGGGUGAAUCAAUUGGUUAUUCAGGUUUAAAAGGUUAUUGUGCAGUUGAAUUCGAUACUUACAGGAAUGAGAAUGAACCAAAUGGUAACCAUAUUUCACUUCAAGGUACAAACGAAUCAAAUAUCCUAUCAUCCAACCAUAAAUACUCUUUAGCUUGUAAAUCCCCAACUUUCGAAAUAAAAGAUGGAAAUCUUCAUAAUGUCGAAAUUACUUUUCAUCGAGAAUCAACAUCAAUAUCAGUGGUUGUAGACUCAGUAGAGCUAUUAUCAAAUAUACAUGUCCCAAAUCUGGUAGGUGUCCAAAAUUCAUAUGUUGGGGUAACAGCUGCAUCAGGUUAUUUUUAUUCCCACCACAGAAUUAAUAGUUUAGAAAUC
Dictyostelium purpureum is the source of this 915-nucleotide messenger RNA. RefSeq lists its product as uncharacterized. The transcript has a single exon. The record is from RefSeq and is a predicted model, not a curated record. The annotation marks the transcript as partial. Lineage: Eukaryota; Evosea; Eumycetozoa; Dictyosteliales; Dictyosteliaceae.